CGCUUGGCGGCGGGCGUUUCCCACUCUGCCCCGCGGCAGAUUGUACACAAUCAUCAUGGCCGCCGCCGCGUCUCCCUCCGCCGAUGGUGCCGAGGAGCCGGGCAUGGAGGCGGAGGAGCUACCGCUGGGCUGCGGCGGCGGCGGGGAGGGCGGCGCGGCGGCGGGGCGGCCUCCGGAGGCGGAGGAGCGGCCCGACCUCUCGCAGGCGUCUGUCAGCAACGGCAGCGACUCGGAGAGCGGGAAGGAGCUGGUGGAGCUAAAGGUCAUCUGGAACAAGAACAAGUACGACGUGAAGUUCCGCCUGGACAGCACCGGGGCCGACCUGAAGCAGAAGAUCCACUCGCUCACAGGCCUUCCACCUGCUAUGCAGAAAGUUAUGUUCAAGGGACUUCUACCAGAGGAGAAAACGUUACGAGAAAUCAAAGUGACGAAUGGUGCAAAGAUAAUGGUUGUUGGAUCUACUAUCAAUGAUGUUUUAGCAGUAAACACACCUAAAGAAGCUGCUCAACAGGAGGUCAAGGCUGAAGAAAAUAAAAAGGAGCCCCUUUGCAGACAAAAGCAACACAGAAAAGUAUUGGAUAAAGGCAAGCCUGAUGAUGUGAUGCCUUCUGUUAAAGGUGUUCAGGAGCGCCUGCCAACAGUGCCAUUAUCUGGCAUGUACAACAAGUCGGGGGGGAAAGUAAGAUUGACUUUUAAACUUGAGCAAGACCAGCUAUGGAUUGGUACAAAAGUGAUGUGCAACUGCAGAAACUAUGACAUGUGUUGCUGUGCAGAGGAAUCAGUUUACCGUCUUGAGUGGUGCCAGGAGGAGCUGAAAGUGCUGUGGUGAUAACAUGCAUUGCUGAGGACGUCUCAGAUAAUCCCCCUGCCUCCAAAGGAAGCUGUGCCCCUUUAAUUUGACCAGGAUGGGGCAAUAUUAUAAUAAUGAGCAAGAAGAAUAGAAGUGCUUGCUCACUGUCCCAGUAAAAUAACCUAAUUGGAUGGUAAUAUUAGCUUUGGAUGGCACCUCCAGCUGCUGCGUUAUUUCCAAAGUAAGCAGAAAUCUCUGAAGUUUUUGACCUUUCAUAUGUAGGACGAACUUGAUUGUGAAGACUUUUUGGCUUUAAAAUCUAUUUCAGUGCCAAUUGCAGAGAUUUCUCCUGGGCUAAGUGAUGGAGGGAGACCUUGUACUUUUUCUUUUCCUCAUAGGCUGGGCGGCUGAGUUUUUUCAUUAUUGAUGGUGUGUUCUAA
Messenger RNA from Rhea pennata, 1230 nucleotides. It is a transcript of the gene UBFD1, whose product is annotated as ubiquitin family domain containing 1. Gene Ontology annotation, molecular function: cadherin binding; RNA binding. NCBI's taxonomy places the organism in Eukaryota, Metazoa, Chordata, Aves, Rheiformes, Rheidae. The coding region runs from base 56 to 829 and encodes 257 amino acids. The transcript has 6 exons. The record is from RefSeq and is a predicted model, not a curated record.